CGCAUUGUUUCUUAUGCAUUCCAUCAUCAUCCUAGUCCACGCGACGCAACGCUUUCCGCCUCCAGACUUUUUUUAUUUUUAUUUUUUUUAAUAUAAAUACGCUUCGAUUCUGACCAAAGUCUUCAUGAAUUUUCAUCAGUAACUCUUUUUAACCCUCCCCACUCUCACUUGCCUGUAAAUAGAUUACUCCUCCUUCAUCUUUCCAACAAAUUAUAUUAUUCAUCAUGUCAUUCGAUACAAAGGUUUCAGGUGUUACUAUCCUCACCAAGGUUACUCCUGAACAGGCAGAAAUCCUCACUCCUGAGGCUCUGCUCUUUGUCGCUACAUUGCAUCGCACCUACGAACCCACACGUCAAGCUUUACUUCAACGUCGCAAGGACCGUCAGCAACAAUUGGAUCAGGGUCAAUUGCCAGACUUCUUGCCAGAGACUCGCCAUAUCCGUGAGGAUGGCACCUGGAGAGCCGCCAAACCUGCGCCAGGAUUGGCAGAUCGUCGUGUUGAGAUCACUGGCCCUGUAGACCGCAAGAUGGUCAUCAACGCCUUGAACUCAGGUGCUGCAACGUUCAUGGCUGACUUUGAAGAUUCAACGGCACCAACCUUUUCCAAUCUGGUCGAUGGCCAAAAGAACCUUAAGGACGCUAUCCACCAGCGCAUCUCUUAUACUGCACCCAACGGCAAGCAGUACAAUAUCCGGAAGGAUGGCAAGAUUGCAACUUUGAUUGUCAGACCUCGUGGAUGGCAUUUGGAUGAGAAGCAUGUCCUAGUAGAUGGGCAGAUUGUUUCAGGAUCUUUCUUCGAUUUUGCACUUUAUUUCUUCCACAACGCCCGCAAGUCGCUAGAGAUCGGCAUUGGUCCUUAUUUCUAUGUACCAAAAAUGGAGUCUCAUCUGGAAGCUCGUCUUUGGAACGAUGUCUUCAACACCGCUCAGGACUAUAUUGGCAUUCCCCGUGGCACUAUUCGUGCCACAGCCUUGAUCGAGACUAUUCUUGGGGCCUUCGAGAUGGAUGAGAUCAUCUAUGAGUUGCGUGACCAUUCUGCAGGACUCAACUGUGGUCGCUGGGAUUACAUCUUCUCGUUUAUCAAGAAAUUACGCCAGAGACCUGAGUAUGUCCUACCAGACCGUUCUGAUAUCACCAUGACCACUCCCUUCAUGGAUGCUUAUGUCCGUCUAUUGAUCAAAACCUGCCACAAGCGUGGAGUACAUGCUAUGGGUGGUAUGGCUGCACAGAUCCCUAUUAAAAAUAAUGAGGCCGCUAACAAGGCUGCCAUGGACAAAGUCUAUAAUGAUAAGCUACGUGAGGUCAAGGCAGGGCAUGAUGGCACCUGGGUCGCACAUCCUGAUCUCGUUAAGAUUGCAAUGAAUGUCUUUAAUGAGCAUAUGCCGCAGCCUAACCAGCUUCAUAUCCGUCGCGAGGAUGUCCAUGUUGAGGCUGUAGAUUUGCUUAACACAAACGUCAAAGGCGCUAUUACAGAAGCUGGUAUCCGUGCCAAUGUCUCCGUAUCUUUGUUGUAUAUGGAAGCAUGGCUCCGUGGGCUGGGAUGUGUUCCCAUCCAUAAUUUGAUGGAGGAUGCUGCCACAGCCGAGAUUUCGCGCUCGCAGUUGUGGCAAUGGGCAAGGCAUCAGGCCAGGACAAGAGAAGGCGUACCUGUAACCGCAGAGUACUUGCUCAAAGUGUUGGAUGAGGAGGUCGACAAGUUGGCACAGAGCAUGGGCGAGCAGGGUUUCAAAGCUAGUAAGAUCCUUGAAGCCAAGAAGCACCUGGCUACCCAGAUUACUGGCAAGGAUUACGGUGAUUUUUUAACUAGCUUGUUGUAUGAUGAUAUCGUAGAGCUUGAUAACCCCAAGGCUCGCAUCUAAAAGACUUGUCCACAUAAUGCAUGCGAUAAAUAAAUAAAUAAAUCGCUUUGUUUCCCA
This is a messenger RNA of Lobosporangium transversale, 1916 nucleotides long. RefSeq names its product malate synthase A. Gene Ontology annotation, cellular component: cytoplasm; peroxisomal matrix. NCBI's taxonomy places the organism in Eukaryota, Fungi, Mortierellomycota, Mortierellomycetes, Mortierellales, Mortierellaceae. The record is from RefSeq and is a predicted model, not a curated record. Gene Ontology annotation, molecular function: malate synthase activity. The coding region runs from base 225 to 1859 and encodes 544 amino acids. Gene Ontology annotation, biological process: glyoxylate cycle. The transcript is spliced from 3 exons.